Molecule: messenger RNA, 8716 nt
Organism: Aethina tumida (small hive beetle)
Lineage: Eukaryota; Metazoa; Arthropoda; Insecta; Coleoptera; Nitidulidae
Gene: Larp4B
Product: AF4/FMR2 family member lilli
Exons: 11
Coding region: 589-3390 (933 amino acids)
Biological process (GO): positive regulation of translation
Cellular component (GO): cytoplasmic stress granule; cytosol
Molecular function (GO): mRNA 3'-UTR binding
Source: RefSeq, a predicted model, not a curated record
CGCCAAACAUCUGCGGCUGUUUUAAUCGGUUAACUUGUGCCACCCGUGAGGACUGGUUUUACGGAUACCGAACGUGGGGCACAUGGUUUGCGGGCUGAUAAAAGAAUCGUUUAAACAAUGUGGUGUUAUGCAGUUACUUUCGUGAUUCCAGUGAUCUGUCAUGGACAAUUUUAGUUCGAUGCGUUCGCCGUUCCUUUUCGCCUUUCUACUUCGUUUUGUAAAUUUAUCGUGCAUUCAAUUUAUUUGUUCGUUCCGAAAAUUGAUUGAUCCGAGGGGACUUUCCGUCGGGCGGAAUAAAAAUCACGUAACAUAAGUUUUUGCUGUCAAACAAUACUCCUAAAAUGUCAACUGACUGUUGAGAAAACUGUUGACCAUUUGUUCAGCUAGUUUGUGAUAGUUCCCGUAACAUUUAUACUUGUUUUCCUAAGGUGUACUUUGCAUGUUUUGUGUUAAAAUUAAUCUGUUAAAAAAAAGAGUAUCUGAAUGUUUAAAAUUGAGUAAAUGACCUUGAGGCAAAUAUUACACCCAUCACUUUUUUAAAAUAAGGUUAGGUUCCACUUUACUUCAACAAUCACCAUAUUUAAUACCAUGCAUGGCUACGUGUACAUGAAUGGGGAUGUUGGCAAACUGCCUUCAGGGGCGGUGUACACCACCACCCCUGAGACAGGUGCCUCCAUGGGAUCCUCCGAGUAUGUGGCCCUCAAUGGUGUAGCAGAGGGAGCUGAGGGACUAAGCCCUGUUCCUCCCUCAGCUCCCCAAGAUAAUGCCUCUUCAGCCUUUUCCUUGCCCCAGUUGAAACAGAUGCUGUCACAGCAACUGGAAUAUUACUUCUCUAGAGAGAAUUUAGCAAAUGACACAUAUUUAUUGUCGCAAAUGGACAAUGAUCAGUAUGUGCCCAUUUGGACCGUCGCAAAUUUUAAUCAAGUGAAAAAGCUCACCAAAGACAUUAAACUCAUAACGGAGGUGUUGCGUGAAUCACCCAACGUACAGGUGGACGAGGACGGCGUAAAGGUCCGGCCCAAUCACAAACGCUGCAUAGUUAUAAUACGCGAAGUACCCGACAAUACUCCCCUGGAAGACGUCAAGAACCUAUUCGCUGGCGAGAACUGCCCCCGCUUCAUUUCGUGCGAGUUUGCGCACAACAGCUCGUGGUACGUGACGUUCGAGUCGGACGAGGAUGCGCAACGUGCCUACCGCUAUUUGCGCGAGGAAGUGCGCGAGUUCCAGGGCAGGCCGAUUAUGGCCCGCAUUAAGGCUAAGCCGAUGAAUAGGCUGCCGAUGCCGCCCGUUGUUAAGAACGGCUUCCGGGCCACGCCACCCCCGACUGCCGUUUACGAUCCCGGUGCGUUCCCCCCCGGACAACAGAGGUUCAUCUAUACGAACGGCACGCCCGGUCAGCAGGUCACGUUCAAUCAUGUACCGGUAUAUCCCCCUUAUGGUACACAUCAGUUCUACCCAUGGCCAACAACGGCAACAGGCGCCUUCCUGGACAUAAGCGGUGUAUUUUCCGUGAACGGUCUAGCCCCCCAAACCUACAAGCAAUCAUACAGACCGAACAACUCGAGACCCCGCAAGACUAGCAGGGUGGGCGUGUCCAGUGAGCAACUACAAAACACACAACAGAGCGGCAGCGGAGCAGUCUCAGUGCAUGGUGGCAACAGUGGACAGAGCAGUUCACAAUCAAGACCAAUAUUAAAUCAGGUGCCUCCAUCUGUAUCCCCACAGUCAAAUUCCAAAAGUUCCGGUGGCAAAGGUGCGGCUGGAAGUGAGAGUAGUCGAUCCGGAAGUGCUUUAGUGCACACGGUUCCCAGUGACACGCACGACGCUCAUGCAGGACACAUUCCUGUGGUGUAUGUUCCAGGAGGCAUGCCAGUAAUAACCCCAGAGUCGCUGAUGGACAUGUACAGGUAUAUGCCAACUGCCCAACCCAUACCGCUUGUGCCAGCAACUGGUGCAACGAACAUAGCCGGUGGUUCCAGUGCCAUUGGCACCAAGGACAUUGUGAUGGCGCCACGCCAUCGACGGAAAAAAGACAUCGGAACUGGAAGUGGUGGUUCGAGAGAGGAGGCAGCCAACGGAGGCACCGCCCAGCAGACACUGGCGUCAACGCAGGCUCAAUCUAAGGAGUCGAAGCUCGCUCAGUUUGACCUCGUAGGGGAGGCGUUUCCACCAUUGCCUGGUUUGGAUGUUGGUGCACAAUCAUCUGUAAAACAGUCUCAGACAGGCGGAAGCGGUUCUGAAUCGGGACAGUCGCACGCCUCUAGCGACGGACUAAUUCAUCAAACUGUCUUGUCCACACCUCACGGUCACUGGGGAGAGAAUAGACUGGCCGAUGUGGUCAAAGGCACUGCCAAAUCGAAAGGACAAGGCGGCGGUAGUGUUAAUAGUGGAGUAGGCAGCAAGGAAUCGAGUAGCGCCGGAGAGACCGACAGUCCAAGGGCGAUCUCUCCGCAGAACUGUGCUAAUAAUACAAACAUUGCGUCCACCACUACUGGCGGUACCACGCAGUGUAGCUUUCAGCAGGUUGCUUUGGCGCGGCAACCUUCGAUAGGAGCCACCGCGUUGGAAGUAAAAGAAGUUCCCGUUUCGAACGACGGCGGGGACAUUCAACUCAGCACGGUCACAUUAACGCCUCCCAGUUCACCUGAAAAACCACUUCCAGCGGCGCUGGCGGUUAAAUGCACAAUGGCAGACAAAUCGACGAAGACGGAUGAUGCGUUGCUUAACGGCGACCUAGAUUCGGUGGCCUCUCUAUCGUGUCCGACGACAACAAAUGCAGCCACAAUGACCACCACGGUGGUCCAGACGGAGACCGUGGCGAUUUCACGAUCUACUGCUAGUGCACAAGUAGUUGGAAGUAAUGCCCAACAAAAGGCUCAUCACUCUCACGUUCCUUCUUUGCAUAGACAGGACUCUAGACAGCCCCAACCUCCUUCUCCACCUCCCAUGGACUACUCCAGCAACCCACCCCGAAUGAGUUAUGCGCAAGUAGCACAGCACCACCGGGAUGCGGCACAUGCUCAAAAGGAGAAGCAAAUGAAAGGUGAUCGGGGAGGAUCACAAGACAUUGCAGUAGCUACAUCCGUUAAAGGAACGUCGACUACCGGCUCAAAUACUGGCUCGGCACGGGUUCAAGGUGAAAGGGAAAACAGGGAUAACGGUCAGCAAACGAGAGGAGGGGACACGAAUACGAAUGCGAGUAACCAACAGCAGCAGCAGCAGCAGCAGCAGCAACAGCAGCAGCAGCAGUCCCAGAGGCACGGCGUGAGCCGCAACAACAGCAACGCCAGUUCGAGGGCCGGCCACGAGAGGGCGCAGCAGUCGCGCAGGCGUGCCGAAGUGCGCACCUCCCAGUUGCGCGACUUCGUCGCACCGCGCUCCCCCAAGUAGCACGCAAUGACAACUGGUAUAGUGUUCCGAGUUGAAACAUCGAACGGUGGCGUCGUUUUGAUUUGCCACCGUCAAUCGUAGCGACAUCUCAAAACUUGUCCAACCAACCGACCGACCGGACGUACUCUUUUGUGUUGUUCCCUCACUUGACGUUUGUGCGAGUCGAAUGUUCCUAUCCCGAGAAAUAUGCACUGUUUACAAAAAAAAAUAUGUUUAAGUCAAUGUUAGUGCUGUACAAUGAAAAAAAAAUUAUCGAGUCAGCAGCAUAUGAAAAAAAAUGAAUGUGUGUGUGACGAUUCGAUCCUCGACAACGGAUAAUCAUCUUGUUUGAGCCGCCGUUUAUUCUCCAUAAUUGUACAGGCUGAUGUUAAAAAUUAUUUUUGACAAAUAAUUACCAUUUUAUGUAUAAGCUGUAUAGGGGGAGUGUAGGUCUAGUGUAUAUUGUUGUUGGGUUUUAACUUAGCUACGCAUUCCGCUGUUGCUCAGUCACGGUCGAGGAACUAUUUUAAACGAUUGUAAAAUAAUCAACAGUGGUAGUAGAUAAUUCAUAUUAUGGAAAGUAUAUUAUAUCAGUUAUUCUGCUUUAUCUAACACAUAUUUUUCUAGUAUUAAGUGCGAGUAAUCAAUAUAACAGUAUAUGCAAAAUUAAUUAAUUAUUGAUAUUUUUAGAGUUAUAUACGUACUAUCAAUGGUAUGUAGUUUUAUUAUUUGCUACUUUUAUUUUCAUAAUAGAUUAUGUGUUAUAUGUAUUUUUUUAAUCCAUUUUGUUUAUUGUUGAUUUCUAAGUAUUUAUAUCGAAAACGUGGUGGUAUGUGUCUGUGACUACAUACUCCCACACAAAUAUCCCAAAAAGACUUGAACAUAUAGUGCAUAAUUGGGGGAGAGUGAUCACUAAAACUAAAGCAAGAACAAAUCAAAAUUUUUCGUGGGCAAGACCCAAAUUUUCUUACUAAACUGACUGUAUAAAAAUAAUCAUGUUGUGGAAUUGAAAAAAAUACAGUAUACAGUGUCUUGUACCCUGAUUUCUAAUGAUACAUGUGAAUAAAACGCUGUUGUAACUCGCAUUGAAAUCAGCAAAGCUCAAAUUAAUAAAUAUUACUUUCGUUGUUCAUCCUUUGUUAAAUUUACUCUGUAUAGUUUUGUUUAAUUUCAAUGUGACUUGAUCACUGGCGUAAAUUGUAUUGUUACUUAUAGGCUGUGUAUGUACAUAACGAACCUAUAGUGUCAGAGCAACAGUUUGGAUUGUGUUAAUUUUUCAGUUAUCAGUAUAUAAGUUAAUUUAAGACUGUUAGCUGAUUAUAUUUAAGAUUGUUAAUUUGAUCAAUCCCUAUAAAGUGCUUUGGCACAUGCACCCCAUUUUUCUUUUAAAAAAGGACGGACCAAAAGAAUGGAAGAAAAUUUGUUUUGGUUGUAAUUUGACCGUGUCCAAAUAAGAUUUUAUUUUUAAAUUGUGACCGAAAUUGAUUUUCUUACUUUUCACUUCACUUGGCCGAGCAUAUUAGACUAUGUAUUGUUACUUUUGAACGUAAAUGAACAAUAGUUGUUAAGUAUUGAUCAUCGUAAGUGGUCAUAAAAAUAUAAAAAUAAAAUAAAAAGGUGUAAAAAUAACGAAAUAUUGCUUCAAAUAAGCUUCGUCUCUAAUAUGUAUACAUGGUGAAUUUUUAAUGGAAGGACUUAUUUCUGCUAUAAUAUAUUGUUAAAAAGUUGCAGUAGUACGAGUAAUUUUAUUUAUGAAAUUUUGGACGACCAGUUGUGUGUUACAUCAACGAAUGCAUGCCCCAAACAUGACAAAUAAUAUGACAUUAGUGCAGGACGUUUAGUCAUGACUGAUUUUAUUGAUUUUUGAGUUUAUACAAUUAUAAAUUCUACUUAAAGCUGAAAAUGGAUCAAAAAUUACUUUUCACUUCUGUUUGAGUGAGUGAACUUUGAAUGCUGGCAGAAAGUUUAUUUUUAAAAAAUUAUUUAUUUAUUUAUGGAAUUGGAGUAAAAAGUAAAACGUUAUUGUAUCCAUUUAAAUUGGAAAAAAAAUCUCAAUUUCUUUGACUUGUAAUAGUUUCUAAAAAUCUAAAAUUUUACAAAUAAAAUACUUCAAUGUUAUACUUUCUUCAUUGUAAAUUCACAGUGUAUUUGUCUAGUAUGUUUGUGAUAUAUGGGGUGUGUUUUUUUUUAGCACAUUUAUGUAUAUUUACCUAAAUAUUAGUUACAAUUUUGCUAUGUUUAUUUUUGUGUGCAAGUUUCUAUUAUUAUAAUUCCUAUUAUAUAUCUAUUUGUUUUGCUUGCAGGGGUGUUACAUUUUUUUUUAUUUGUAAUGCUCAACUACUUUUAUAGUAACAAUAAAAUUGUAACGUUACAUAACGUUGCUAAAAACGAUUUUAUCUGGGGUUUUUACUUUUAUAUUAAAUUAAUUUAAGAGUCCUUUAUUAAGUUUCCAUGAAGUAAUUUUAAACAGACUGGAUUUUAGACAUUGUUUAUUUUUUACUCCUAUGAUAAAAAUUUGCACGCUUAAAUUAUUGUAUAAUUUUAAAAUUAUGGAAGUUAUCAUUUUGUUUCUAGUCUAAUAUUUGUAUGUAUUUUUUUGAUUUUUCAAUAUAGUUCGUUAAGUUUGAGAAUAAAGCAGGUGAUGGGGUUUUAUUUAGAGCUUAGUUAUAAUUUUUUGCAAUUAAGAUAUUAAAUAUUAUUGUAUCUCGUCACCUUGUGUUGUUACGUUAUAUAAUCCAAGCACCAUGUCUAAAGUCCAUUUUCACCCCUGCUUUAUUUAUAUGGUUUUUUGAACUGUACUGAUUAAGCUUUCUGAUGAAGAUGUUGCCCAAUUAAAAUUGUUAUAAAAAAAUUGGAUCUUUUUUUAAUUUGGUUUGAAAUGAAAUACCUGAGGGUCAAUUCUUCAACAACGCGUUUAGAUCUUUUCCCCUCGACUCUCAAGGGUUCACAUAGAAUUAUAAUUGAUGAAAAUUUCAACAAAAUUAUGUCUAUUUUUUUUAUGAUCAGGUAAGUUCAUUUCAUAAGUUGAUUCUAUGUGAAUGACGGUGUAGAUCUGAACCGCCGUUGAUGAUUUAUAUGUGGUAUUUACGGUUAAAAAUGAUUUCUUCAUAGUCUUAAGAUGAAUUUGUGAUUUUAACAGGAAUACUUGUCGUUUUGAUGGUAAAGCAAACAUUAUAGAAUUGUCAAUUUAUUUUUCAUUGUUUGCUAUAGUAUCAAUGUCUGUUUGGCCAUCAAAAGUAAAUUUUAAAAUUAAUAAGUAACCUAAGAAAGCUGCUAUAUUUAGAGUUUGGUAAGUAAAUACGUUUAUUGGUUUAUUUACUUGUUUUACAUUAAACUGGUAAAUAAAAAUAGGUCUGUAUAAAUCUGAAUUUAAUACGAAAGUUGUUUGGAAAGGGUUGUUAUUAAAAUUUAGUGAUAAUUAGACGUAUUCAUUCACAUUGGAUUGUAUUAAGAAGGUUACUACUCCAUUCCAUUCUGCAUUGCAUUUGAUUAUGUAAUGUGAUUAUACAGUAGGAAAGGCGUCUGGCCCUUUUGAAUUUAAGGAGAGACAUCAUGUAUGACAUAGACAUUAGAAGUCUGUCCCAUAGUCGCAGAUUUGCUGUCUCCAUUGUUCAUGUUAUCUUUUUCAGGAUUCAGAUGGAUCAUACUCUUUUCGUAUUAGAAUUGAAUCACAAAUUGAAAAAAAUUAAAUUCAGGAUUAACUGCAUUUAUAGUAAAUUUGUAAAAGAUUUAUACAACCUAGACUUAAUUCAGAAACCCAAUCAAAAUAUGUUAUUAUAUUAUUACAAUAUGGCAGCUACAUAACUUAGGGUUAUGACAAAAAUGUUAAUACAAAAAUACUCUAUGCCAAUCAAUUAAACUAUAAUAUAUUUAUAAGUUGAUUAUUUUGAAUUUUUAAUAGUACCUAGACUUCCUACUUUUAGAACAAAGAGGUUCCAAUCGAAGUAAAUUAAGUUGUGAUAACGUUUUUUAUAAAAUGGACCAUUUUUAUGUACGUACGUAUGUACUUGAAUUGGUAGCAAUUAGUUUGUUCUAAGAGGAGGAAAUUCCUUCCAAACCUACGAAACAUACUAGUUUUUCAUUUUUUUAGAAUUUACACUACAUAAAUGAGUAAACACUAAAGAAAAACGAAUUAUAAAUUAUUUAGACUCAAAUAUUAAGAAUCUGUACAUAUUCUUAACACAUAAGUCAUUGUUGUGAUAUCAAUGUGGUGUUGAUUAAAUGUUAUAUUGUAUAAUUAAAAGUGAAGAACUAGUACUUGUACGACUUUUUAUCUAAAAUACACUAGAAUUAUAUUUCUCGUUGUACUAUGUGUUAAAAUUCUAUGAAGUUAAAUGUGCAGAUUAUGUUAUUUAAUGUAUAAAUGUAUAUAUUUAGCAAGGCUCUUAUAAAAUGUGUAUACAUUUUAUAACUAAGCUAUAUGAUCAUAUGAAAGGAUUCUUGAAAGUUGAACUUUCUGCAUGUGUACAAUGUAUUAUUUUUUAAUUGUAUUUUAGGAAAUAGCCUCAUGUGAUUAUUUUGCUCUUGUUAUUUAAUGAUGUGAUUUUAUUGCCAGUAUCCAGAGUGUAAAUUGCAGUAUCAAAAAAAAGCUGAAGCUUCUAUAGUCUUAAAUUAUUUUCUUUACAAAUUGCUAUAUAGAACUGUUGAGAGUUGUGUGAUUAAAAAUUAAGUGUAUUAGACCUAAAAUAAUCACUUAUAAAUUGUAGAAGCUGUUAAGUACUGCAAACUAAAAUUUUCAACGAAUUUAAUUUCGUAUUUGGACCUUAAAUUAGAAAUAAUAACGCAUAAUAUACGUAUAUCCAACAUGAGGCUAUGAAUUAUCACAAAGUAAAGACUGUUGUAUACUAAAAAAUAAAAAAAUAUCAGUAUAACGAAAAAAUAAAAUAAAUAAUCAGAACUCUUUUUUAACAAAGCUUAACUUUUUAAAUGUAGAGCUUCUUUCCACCGAAUGUAAUAUUUUGUAUCAUACUUUAAGCUAUUAUUAAUAAGACGAGGCAAAUAUCGUCCUUUAAUUAAUAGUUGGACCCAAGAUAUUUGCAAUUCGACGUUUGCCAAAUUGAAAAUGAGUUUAAAUAGAUUUUAAAUGUUAAAAUUUUAAUUCAGUCUGUACAAAUCCAUGAAUAUUUUUGUUUGUUCUAUGAAAAACAUAUUUGUAUGUUUAGUAUGACUAUCCAACUUGUUUGAAAUAGCACGUGAAGUUAUUUUAUAUAAAUAAUUUUGCAAAUAUUUUUGGUUGACUUGUGAGUAAGAGUGAUAUUGUGUCUGUACAUACAUUGUUUAUGGUAAUGCCUGCAUAUGUGCGAUGAAAUAUAUUAAAUACAAUACAAUAAUAAAUAUAUAUAUUAUA